AAGUCAUAUACUAGAAAUUGUGCUGCCAACAAUUACCAUAAAAACAGAGCUCCUGUGUGAUGCCACUGAGAACUGUGGCUCACUUUCUGAUACAAGUGACCCACCAAAUAAUGACACCGAAGAAGAUGAUGUACACAAUGCAGCUGGGGACAAAGGACAUCAUCAUGGGUUAUCAACUAGCCCAGUUCCGCACUUUCCUGAAGAGGAGGAGUUCACUAUAGAUACAGCUGCACUACAAGAUAGAGCUGAGCGUGAUGAAGCGAAUCUCCGAUUGUGGUCUCCAAAUGGCCUGUUCCCAAAGUUCUCGUCAUAUGUUCAGCCCCUUCUGCAUGGUGCCUCGAUGAUGGCACAAAGGCACAAGGCGCUCUCCUGCGCUCUGCGCGAUGAGAUCAUCCAGUUCCUAAAUGAACACAAGCUGAUCCAGCACACGAACACGUCAGUCAUGCGCUGGGAGUACUGUGCGCUGGGGCGGUCCUUGGCUGUACGGUACCCCAACAUGGUCUGGGAUCACCCCAAGCCUGGCACGCAGCUGCCUUACAAACAGAAGAAUGCUUGGAGUGUCUUCAUAAGACGCCUCACUGCAUCAAGAAAGGCCCUGAAGUGGAGGAGGAAGAAGAAGCUUCUGAAUUCAUAUUGGACUCCCCAAGGAUCUACAUCUACAAUUAGGACUCCACCCACCACUGCUUCCUAGGCUGCUAAAACGCUGCAUACGAGCAAGUGUUCAAAGCCUUCAGCUACCACCGUGAUGGCUAUAUGCAGUGUCUAAAGAUGUUAGCAGAAUUGUACAAUGCAAACAACAGAAGCCUUCUCUACCCCUGCAAGAAAUAAAAGUAUUCCUGUAUAAUUUUCUGAGAUGUUGCU
Molecule: messenger RNA, 861 nt
Organism: Dermacentor silvarum
Lineage: Eukaryota; Metazoa; Arthropoda; Arachnida; Ixodida; Ixodidae
Exons: 6
Coding region: 341-691 (116 amino acids)
Source: RefSeq, a predicted model, not a curated record